Messenger RNA from Salvelinus fontinalis (brook trout), 8906 nucleotides. Its product is annotated as serine/threonine-protein kinase LATS2-like. NCBI's taxonomy places the organism in Eukaryota, Metazoa, Chordata, Actinopteri, Salmoniformes, Salmonidae. Gene Ontology annotation, molecular function: protein serine/threonine kinase activity; ATP binding; protein binding. Bases 515 to 3928 code for a protein of 1137 amino acids. The record is from RefSeq and is a predicted model, not a curated record. The transcript is spliced from 9 exons. Gene Ontology annotation, cellular component: nucleus; spindle pole. Gene Ontology annotation, biological process: G1/S transition of mitotic cell cycle; hippo signaling; peptidyl-serine phosphorylation.
UGUUAACAAUGCAGUAAGUGUCCAACUUUGUACUGCAUUCUAAUUCUGCCUGUAGUUGGGAGAAAAUGGAGUCUAUUCUCAUGAUAUUUACUCGAGCCUACCGUUGAAAAAGUUCGAUACAUUAUCGUAUGGAUUGUGCAACAAAGGAUUGGAUAUAAAGUUUUCCCGAAAAGCGUAUUUGGUUGGAUUCUUUCUCGGAUUAAAGCUGAAUGAUACUUCUAUCACAUGGCGCAGAUGGGAGCCAGAACGGUUUGGGGCAAGAGUACCCUUGUCACCCCUCACAUGACUUGGAAUAAGGAGGAAUGUGACCCCUAAAACACACACACCAUGGCACGCCAGUGGGAUUCCUAUCAGUAGGAGCCAGCCACACAGAGACAAACAAAAACAGUAAUACAGAGAGAGAAAGAGGAAUCCCAAUCUCACAUAUCUUUGCACAGCUUCGGAGUGUGUGUGUGUGUGUCAGUUUUUGGGUGAGAAUUUGAGUGUGUGUUCCAUAGACUAAAACGGGAGUGUCAUGAGGCCCAAGACGUUUCCCGCUGCUCCGUACAUGGGCAACACGCGCCAGCGCCUCCAGGAGAUCAAGGAGGGGCUGAAGCAGCCGGCCAAGCUGAUGAGCCAGGCCCUCCACGGGGGCAGCUCCCGGGGCGAGGGGGGCCGCGGGGCCGAAAGCAAGAGCAAAGACCCCGGCAGUCGCCAGCAGCAGCACCGGCCCCCUCAGAAGUUCAACAAUUACCAGAAUGCUCUGAGGGAGAUCCAAAAGUCCCUCAGGCCGUUUGAAUACAAGUCUGGACCCUCUUCUGGCUCUGCCCACCCCGCUGGAGACGUCAACCGACAGAUGCUGCAGGAGCUGGUCAAUGCUGGCUGUGACCAGGAAAUGGCGGUGCGGGCUCUGAAGCAGACGGGCAGCAGAAACAUUGAGGCUGCUCUGGAAUACAUCAGUAAGAUGGGAUACCUGGACCCACGCAAUGAACUCAUCGUCCGGAUUAUCAGGCAGACCUCGCCAGGCAAAGGGGGCAUGCCAAACUCAAUGGACCACAGACCACCAUUGGAGGGAACAAGUGAGGGUGCCAUGCCUCCCUACCACCAGAUGGGGGCACCGAUGUAUGAGGGUGCUGGCUAUGGGCCAGAGGGGCCCUACAUGGGUGCCCCUCCUGUCAUGAACUACAUGAUCCCCCCCUCGGGCACAGCACAGGGCCCUGCCAUGGUUAACCCCAUGGGACGCCCGCCCAGUAUUGGAGCCUACCCUCCAUCCAUGGCCGCCCAGAACAAUCCAGGGAACCCCAUGUACCCCCCAGGUGCCCCGCAAAAGGCCUACCCAGGCAGCAUGGAGCAGGCCAUGAUUGGCUACAGCGUCCCUGGCCAGCCUCUGCAGCCCCAGGCACCAGGAGGCCCCAUCCCCGUACCCCACUACGACUACAGCCACGGCCGGCCUCACAUGAUGGAGCCCUCGGGCUACGGCAUCAAGAGGAGCGCAUCCUUCCAGAACAAGAUGCCACCGCUGGCGCCCGACAACUACGUCAACAUGCAGGUUAAAGGGGCCAUGGGCCAGAAUGGGGGAGGGUACACCCCUAACCUGUACCUACCGCCCCACUCACACCCCCGGCAGUCCAGCCCCACCUCAAACCAGGUCCACAUGAUGUCCCGCUCGCCCGGUGGAGCUGCCGCUGCCAUGGGGCCAGACUUCUCUGACCUCCCCCAGGGCCUGCUCACGCCCUCCAGAGCCAGUCUCAACCUGGACCUGUACGAGCAGCACCAACACCACUGGGCCGGGCCCCAGGGGCCUGAGGGGGCCCCUCCAGCCAGGCAGCCCCAGCCUCAGGGGCCCUUCCGGGGAGAGGUGCGGGUCCCCAGCAGGACCAACUCCUUUAACAACCGCUCAGCGCCCCCCAACAACAUCCGGCCCACUUUGGUACCUCCAGCUCCCGGCAAGCAGGACCCAUCCCUGGGUCCACCCAACACCAUCACGGCGGUGACGUCGCCCCCCAUCCAGCAGCCGGUGAAGAGCAUCCGGGUGAUGAGGCCCGAGCCAAAGACAGCUGUGGGGCCGUGUCACCCUGGCUGGUUGGCUGCUCAGGAAGCAUCUGAGCCCCUCGCUUACAUGCCUGAAGAGGCCUACGCUCUGGAGCCUGCCCAGGAGCCCCGCUGUCCACCACCCCCCUACCCCAAAACCCUGCUCAUAUCUGGGGCUUCUUCAGAGGCAGGGCCCCUGGAGGCCUCAGACCUCAACACCCCUGCUAGGCCUCACGGUGGCAGUGGAGGAGGAGGGGGAAAGGCAGAAGAGAGCCAGGUGAAAGAGAAGACCAAGUCUGGAAAAGGAGAGAAGGCAGUGAAGGACAAGAAGCAGAUCCAGACAUCGCCGGUGCCGGUGAGGAAGAACGGGCGUGAUCAGGAGAAGAGGGAAUCGCGCAUUAAAAGCUACUCACCCUUCGCCUUCAAGUUCUACAUGGAGCAGCAUGUGGAGAAUGUGAUGAAGACCCACCAGGAAAAACUGAACCGCAGGCUACAGCUGGAGCAGGAGAUGUCCAAGGCUGGCCUAUCAGAGGCCGAGCAGGAGCAGAUGAGGAAGAUGCUGAACCAGAAGGAGUCCAACUACAACCGUCUGCGCCGUGCCAAAAUGGACAAGGCCAUGUUUGUCAAGAUCAAGACACUGGGCAUCGGGGCCUUCGGCGAGGUGUGCCUGACCCGCAAGGUGGACACGGGAGCCCUGUACGCCAUGAAGACGCUGCGCAAGAAGGACGUGCUCAAUCGCAACCAGGUGGCCCAUGUCAAGGCUGAGCGUGACAUCCUGGCGGAGGCAGACAACGAGUGGGUGGUGCGUCUGUACUACUCGUUCCAGGAUCGUGACAGCCUCUACUUCGUCAUGGACUACAUCCCCGGAGGAGACAUGAUGAGCCUGCUGAUCCGCAUGGGCGUCUUCCCCGAGCCGCUGGCAUGCUUCUACGUGGCUGAGCUGACCCUGGCCAUCGAGAGUGUCCACAAGAUGGGCUUCAUCCACCGCGACAUCAAGCCUGACAACAUCCUCAUCGACCUGGACGGACACAUCAAGUUGACUGACUUUGGCCUCUGCACUGGCUUCCGCUGGACACACAACUCCAAGUACUAUCAGAAAGGGAGCCACAUCAGGCAGGACAGCAUGGAGCCCAGUGACUUCUGGGAUGACGUGUCCAACUGUCGUUGUGGCGACCGGCUGCAGACCCUGGAGCAGCGGGCAACACGACAACACCAGCGCUGCCUGGCACACUCCCUGGUGGGCACGCCCAACUACAUCGCUCCUGAGGUGCUGCUGCGCAAAGGGUACACCCAGCUGUGUGACUGGUGGAGUGUGGGAGUGAUCCUCUUUGAGAUGCUGGUGGGACACCCACCCUUCCUGGCCCCGACACCCACCGAGACACAGAUAAAGGUGAUAAACUGGGAGAGCACGCUGCAGGUGCCCCCGCAGGUUAAGCUCAGCUCAGAGGCUGUCGACAUCAUCGGCCAUCUCUGCUGCUCCCCUGAGGAGCGUCUUGGGAGCAACGGCGCCGGCGAGAUCAAGACUCACCCCUUCUUCGACCAGAUGGACUUCUCCAGCAACCUGCGCACCCAGCCCGCCCCCUACCAGCCCAAGAUAGCCCACCCCAUGGACACAUCCAACUUCGACCCAGUGGAGGAGGAGGGGGGUCCCGGGGCAUGGAGUGACAGCGGUGACAGCACACGGGCCUGGGAGACCCUCUGCACACCACACGGGAAACACCCGGAGCACGCCUUCUACGAGUUCACCUUUCGCAGGUUUUUUGACGACAACGGCUGCCCCUUCCGCUACCCCAAGCCCCCUGAGAUCAGCCACAGCCAGGGGCCUCCCAGCAGUAGCGGAGCCAGCAGCAUGGGCCCUGAGGAGGAAGAGGAUGAGGAAGAGGAGGAGGAAGAGCAGGGGGAGCCUGUGUAUGUGUAGAAGAGCCCAGACUGUUGGCUUUCUGAACAAUGAUUCCCCCCCCCCCCCUCUUCUCUCUCGCUCCAACAAUCAACACUUAGCACCUGGGGCCCUGGCUGCCAUUUUUUUAUCUACCGCUGUUCUUCUCAGAGGUGUGUGUGUGUGUGUGUGUGUGUGUGUGUGUGUGUGUGCCUCUAUACUUGUGUGUGUGUGUGUUUGAGAGACUGAGAACAGGACGACCUGACAUCUGUUUAACAAUUCAGACACUACUGUGUGGAAUUUCCAGCAUGAGCAAAGACUACAAUAAGAAUCCCUGAUCUGGGACCAAUAACAACUAACUGUACAAGGGCUAGGGAUGGGAUAAUGAAGCCAGAGGACAGUUCUGAAAGCAAACUAAUCAGAACAGGAACAGAUAGGUCUUCUAUGGAAAUUAAAGUAUCUGCUGCGCUGUGGAGGUUUACAAAAGUGUUCAGAUAAGAGUUUGACACUAGGACCGUGACCAUGCGUGGCCCUAGUGCUCUAUCCCAUUCCUUCGCCUUGGGUCUUAGAGAUCUCUUCUUCCAGGUUAGCCUUACCCCAGGAAGUAAACACAAACACUUCCUGGACUUCAGGUUGGUCUGGACUGAAUUAGCUGGUGGUAGAGGGGAAGAGUGCAACACUUCUCACACAGCUGUGACAAAGUAAGUUACCAAAAUACAAAUUCACAUGCGCACAUGAACACUUUAAAAGAUGGUUGAACUACACAAUUUAGGAGGAAGCAAUGAGGUUGUCCUCUGCAGCUAACCCACAUAAAGCCUUGUGCAUACCGAUUGUGUAAAAUGUAUGCGUUCCGACAGAAGUCCAUUCAUUUCAAUGGGAGGCAAUCCUCACCUCUGAGACUCAUCUGCCGGACUCGGUUGCGAUGCUUGUCGCUGCGUGUAGUGUGUUGCAUGCCUGUGUUGGAUUUUUCCAACUUGUGCUGUUGCUUUGCCGUGCGGUAUCAGGAACGGAAGUAGAUAAUCCACCGAAGAAGUUGCUAAUAUGUAGCUAAUGUGUAGCAUGAUUAUUUUUGUUAUGAUGCGGUGCAUGGAUUGCGAAGACUACGUAAAAUUUACCGUUCGGCAAUGUAAUAAUGCAACCUGUGUGCACACGGCGUAAGUCGCGGCAUUUUUCAAAGUUAGUCUGACAUGUAAGUCUAGGCAUACCCCAGCUGUGACUCCUACCUUUAGCUUCACACUCACUGUUUUUCCAAAUAGGAGAUGUGGUAUAAAGCCCACUUUUGUUGUUCCCACUCACCCCUAAAUGUCUUCAGGAUUCUGUUUUGAGUAUCAGACCUAAGGGAAUGUUUGUGACGGGUAAGUACUCGUAGCAACAACAACAAAUUCCUUUGGUUGAAGUGCCAGCUGCCAGAUACAUGGAUGACAUUGUUAAUCGAGUCAGUCAAUUCCACUCUCAAUAUUAUUAUGAUGACUAUGUUUUAUUGAGCUAAUUUUGCAGAGUCCUGAGGAAGGUGGACUGCAAGUGUGUAAUCAUUGCUUUGUUACAGAUAUGGAUCUCAUGAUUACAUACAUAUUUGCUAAGCAGUCACGGCUAUCCAUGUCUUCACACAACACAUACAUUACACCUGCUCAAUGACUGUCAUGUACAGUGACAUUACUGGCACCAAGAGCAGUGCAUUUUAGCCUCCUUGACAAAAGCCCUACCUGCUAAUCCACCACUUACAAACACACGCUCAGUAUUAUACAGUUAACACAUUGGAGUGUCCACACAGUCUCCUCUGUCCAUAUGGAGACAGAUGUGAAAACUCUGUCAGAAACAUAUGUAAUAGUAUGACUAUGUGCAAUACAGAAAAUACGAUAUAUAGUUUUCUAAACACUUACAAUUACCAUUUUGACCUUGUAAUACUGAAACACGCUAUGUACAAAUAUACAUUAUAUUGGUUUAUAUAUUUUCCUUAUAGUUACAUGACCCAAUGCUGCUUAUUAUUGUGAUUUAAUAUUAUUAUUAUUAUUUACAUUAUUUCAUUUAUACGUACUUCUUUCCUUUUAUGCAAGUGUGGGUUUGAUUGCCAGUGUGUUUGGUUUGGAAAGUGACGAACUGUGUGCCUUCUAGAGGAAUGUUGGUAUGUAUCUAUCCACCGCAAGAUGAUGAUGAUGAGGAUGAUGAUGAUCAGUGUUUGUGCAGAAUAACGACAGCAGCGUUCCUACUCUGCAACCAGGCUGGUCCUGUGUAUAGGAGACUAGGGCGGAAGAGACAGACAUAGUGAUAGAGAAAGAAAGAUGCGUUUCAGAGACAAAACGAAAGCAAGGCAGGAUUGGCUAUAAAAUGAAAAAUAUAUGAAUGAAUAGCUUUCUCUAUGUUACAAGAACAGGUGGCAAAUGACAAAAACGUACACUACCAGUCAAAAGUUUGAACACACCUACUCAUUCAAGUUUUUUUUUUUUUACUAUUUUCUAUAUUGUGGAAUAAUAGUGAAGACAUCAAAACUAUUAAAUAACUACUUUGAAGAAUCAUCUAGUAACCAAAAAAGUGUUAAACAAAUCAAAAUAUAUUUCAGAUUUUCAAAGUAAACACCCACUGCUUUGAUGACAGCUUUGCACAUGCUUGUCAUUCUCUCACCCAGCUUCACCUGGAAUGCUUUUCCAACCGUCAUGAAGGAGUUCCCUCAUAUGCUGAGCACUUCUUGGCUGCUUAUCCUUCACUCUGCGGUCCAACUCAUCUCAAACCAUCUCAAUUGGGUUGAUGUCGGGGUAUUGUGGAGGCCAGGUCAUGUGAUGCAGCACUCCAUCACUCUCCUUAUGGUCAAAUAGCCCGUACACAGCCUGGAGGUGUGUUGGGUCAUUGUCCUGUUGAAAAACAAAAUGAUAGUUCCACUAAGCGCAAACCAGAUGGGAUGGCGUAUCGCUGCAGAAUACUGUGGUAGCCAUGCUGCUUAAGUGUGCCUUGAAUUCUAAAUAAAUCACUGACGGUGUCACCAGCAAGCACCAUCACACCUCCUCUUCCAUGCUUCACGGUGGGAACCACAUAUUCGGAGAUCCUCCGUUCACCUACUCUGCAUCUCACAAAGACAUUGCGGUUAGAACCAAGAAUCUAAAAUUUGGACUCAUCAGACCAAAGGACAGAUUUCCACUGGUCUUAUGUCCAUUGCUCGUGUUUCUUGGCCCAAGUAAGUCUCUUCUUAUUAUUUGUGUCCUUUAGUAGUGGUUUAUUUGCAGCAAUUCGACCAUGCCUAGUUAAAUAAAGGUUCAAUAAAAUAAAAUAAACUAACAAAUGAAAGCCUGAUUCACAAAGUCUCCUCUGAACAGUUGAUGUGUCUGUUACUUGAACUCUGUGAAGAAUUUAUUUGGGUUGCAAUUCCUGAGGCUGUUAACUUAAAUGAAUUCAUCCUCUGCAGCAGAGAUAACUCUGGGUCUUCUUUUCCUGUAUCGGUCCUCAUGAGAGCCAGUUUCAUCAUAGCACCUGAUGGUUUUUGUGACUGCACUUGAAGAAACUUUCAAAGUUCUUGAAAUGUUUCGUAUUGACUGACCUUCAUGUCUUAAAGUAAUAAUGAACUGUCAUUUCACUUUGCUUGUUUGAGCUGUUCUUGCCGUAAUAUGGACUUGGUCUUUUACCAACUAUGGCUAUCUUCUGUAUACCACCCCUACCUUGUCACAACCCAACUGAUUGGCUCAAACACAUUAAGAAGGAAAGAAAUUCCACAAAUUAACUUUUAACAAGGCACACCUGUUAAUUGAAAUGCAUUCUAGGUGACUACCUCAUGAAGCUGGUUGAGAGAAUGCCAAGAGUGUGCAAAGCUGUCAUCAAGGGAAGGGUGGCUACUUUGAAGAAUCUCAAAUAUAAAAUAUAUUUAGAUUUGUUUAACACUUAUUUGGGCACUACAUGAUUCCAUAUGUGUUAUUUCAUAGUUUUGAUGUCUGCACUAUCAUUCUAAAAUGUAGAAAAUAGUACAAAUAAAGAAAAACCCUUGAAUGAAAGUUGUGUCCAAACUUUUGACUGGUACUGUAUGUAUUAUUGGUACAUUUUAAUGCAUCCUAAUGACCACGUGUUCAUUUGACCAUUUGAUAUUAUGCUUGUGUUACUUAAUUGUGUUGUGUUAUGCAGUGGAGCACUGCUCAAUGCAGGAAAUGCUUUAUUUUCUCCAAUAUCUCUAAAACUAUAUGCUUUUUGACAAUCAGCUAUUGAUGCAGUCUUGUGUGUCCAACUGAAUAACUGUACAACAGUAUUCCAUAUUUGAUUGUUGUACUGACUAGGAAGGAUUAGGAAGUAGCAAGUUCUGCCUUAUGUCAAUUCCUAUACAUUGAGUGCACUCAUAUCUCAAAGAUCAAAUUUGUGACAUGUGAGGGGAAUAUUUUAAACAAUUACAAUUGUUAUUUAAAUGUGGCAAUAGUGUUUUUGCUCACUUGCAUGACAAAAAUGAAUUGAAAUUGACAUUUUUAGAAUGUGUCUCAUGUCUUUAGGAUUGGGCUGCAAAUUCACUUAAUUUGAUCGUCGUUGUCAACGCAAGUAGGAUUGCCAAUCCACAUUCACCGGGAUGGACUACUCAGUGAAAUAGCUUUAUGGAGAAACUGCUCACCAAGUUAGUUUUCUAGUGUUUGUGUGUGAGGUGUGCCCUGGAUGACGUGUGUUUUCCCUGUAUCUAAGUUUUGAAAGUGAUGACUGACAAUCUUUGACUGAUUUGAGAUCUAAUGUGGUGACUCAUGAUGUAACUUACUUGUACCUUUUUGUAUUUUUACCCUUGGGAGUUUCUCAUGUCUUCGAUCCUCCUUAAUGUAUAAUACAAUUCUGUUACUCUUGAAUAUAUAUAUUUAUACAGAUAUACAUACUUUAAAAAAAUCUUUAUUCAUUUGAAUUUCCUCUGAGCUAAUGUUCAAACAUCCUUGUCUGCAGUAUUAUAGACAGUAUAAUUUUGACAACAUAUAUAUCUCCUUUUUUACAUAUGUAUGAAUUGAGAAAUUUGUAAAAAUGCUUUCACUGUCCUCACAUGUAAAAUAUAUGUAUAAAUUAAAUUAACCAGUUUCCA